AUGGAUUUUCAACGGGAUUCAAUUCGUCCGCUGUCGAAUUAUGAAGUCUAUCUUGUGGUAAAGCAAAUUCAUGAUACAAAUACUGAACGCGAAAAUGGCAAACGAGGAAAGAAAGGACAAAAUCGGACACUUGAACAUUGUAAUUUUGGUUUGAAUACCGUUACUUACGAAACACUAAAAUAUCUCGAACAAACGCCGUGUGUCGAACAAAAUCCAACGAUAAUCAGGCAGUUUUAUGACGAAGUGAAAAAAUUUGAUUUGAAAAAGUCGGAAAUACUACAGUUAUUUAAUUUACGUCCAACAACACCUGUUGAAUUACAGUUAAUCAUUGAAGAUUCGGAAACUCGUUUAACUGAAACGCAAAGUAAUGAGUUAGUCGAUCUGAUACGAACACUCCUCCCGCCUCUCGGAGGCUCGAAUUCUUCUAAUGAAAUCAUGGAAUCUUAA
Molecule: messenger RNA, 447 nt
Organism: Adineta ricciae
Lineage: Eukaryota; Metazoa; Rotifera; Eurotatoria; Adinetida; Adinetidae
Source: the annotation of a GenBank genome assembly